This is a messenger RNA of Oryzias melastigma (Indian medaka), 4717 nucleotides long. RefSeq names its product exostosin-like glycosyltransferase 3 (gene extl3). Gene Ontology annotation, cellular component: membrane. The transcript has 6 exons. Gene Ontology annotation, molecular function: glycosyltransferase activity. The coding region runs from base 742 to 3489 and encodes 915 amino acids. The record is from RefSeq and is a predicted model, not a curated record. Lineage: Eukaryota; Metazoa; Chordata; Actinopteri; Beloniformes; Adrianichthyidae.
CGCUGAUGUUUCCCAGAAUGCUUUGCAGCAUGCAGUCGCAGAUGUUUGUCCAGCCGUCGCUCUUCCAACAAUGCAGCCCGUAACGUUGCUGUGACCACUGCGCGAUGGAAACACUGGAGCUCCGCGGACUUGUUCGGAAGCUGCCGCCGUGUCACCGUCAGCUCUGAGGACUCCCAGCCGCCGCCAUGUCUGCCAGGCAGCGCCGCUGCAGCUCGUAGACCAUCCCGGAGCCUCCACAGGCGGUUACUGUGUCCAUCGCCAUCAAUGGAGCCAUAGGAAGAAUUGCAAGGAAACUUGAAAUGCUUCGUUUAUGGAGUGUACCCUGGCAGAAGUUUCAAAAUGAAGUCGAUAAAGAAAACAGCAUCUCCCUGCAGUCCUGCUGAUCUGUGAGCAGCCAUGCAUCGCCUAACAAGGGACGAUCCCCCUUCGUUUUUAGCUCAGUUUCUUUUCAUAGAUUUGGAGAAUAACUGAACCCCCACUAUAGAGAUGGCAUCGGCGUGUGUGGGAGAUACCGCAGAGUACAUACUGGAGUACAGGUGAGGCUGAGCCUCUCCCCCGAAUCCCAAAGGAUUCUCAGAGCGCGCAGACAGCUACGGAUGACUUUCCCUGAAGGACAGAGUCAAAUCCCAGCUUUCACGAUUUAAUAUCCAACCCACUACCUCGUCGACAAGGUCAAUUAUGGCUGCUGCUUCCCAUAGCAACAGUUCUUCAGUUGACGAAGUGACAGACUGAAAGUCAGCGAUGCAGCGUAACAGUGGUGGGGUGGGUGUUGGAGGGCAGCCAUGGGUGUUGCGGCGCGUGCGACUCACCUGGCUGAGUUUCAUGCUCUUCUUCAUCUUGGUGUUCUUCCCACUCAUCGCUCACUACUACCUCACGACCAUAGAUGAAGCCGGGGGUCCCGACAAGCGCAUCUUCGGGCCGCGACCCGGCGGCGAACUGUGCGAGGCCAAACACGUGCAGGACUUGUGCCGCAUUCGUGAGUCGGUCAGCGAGGAGCUGCUGCAACUGGAGGCGAAGAGGCAAGAGCUCAACGGCGAGAUCGCCCGACUGAACCUACGGAUAGAGGCGUGCAAGCGCAGCAUCGAUAGUGCCAAGCAGGACCUGCUGCAACUGAAGAAUGUCAUCAGCCAGACGGAGCAUUCCUACAAAGAACUGAUGGCCCAGAACCAGCCCAAACUCUCGCUACCCGUACGGUUACUGCCAGACAAGGACGAUCCAGGACUACCACCUCCUAAGUCCGCGCGCUCCUGUCGCCUACGUUCUUGCUUCGACUACUCCCGCUGUCCUCUUACAUCCGGGUUCCCGGUAUAUGUUUAUGAAACUACUUCCUACCCAUGGGGAAGCUAUAUAGACCCUUUGGUGAAACAGGCUUUUGCUUCAUCAGUCAAAAGCAACAUUUACGUAACGGACAACCCCAGCAUCGCCUGUCUUUAUCUAGUACUUGUGGGGGAGAUUCUCGAUUCUUUCUCUCCUCCUCCGUCUCCUUCAGAGCUGGAAAAGCAACUUAAAGCUCUUCCUUACUGGAGAUCUGAUGGACACAAUCAUGUACUUGUCCAUCUUUUUAGAAAGUCCAUGACCCAGAACUUCCUGUACAAUGUGAGCACAGGACGGGCAGCGGUUGCUCAGUCCACAUUCCUGGAGCAGCAGUAUCGCGAGGGCUUUGACUUGGUUGUGUCUCCGCUGGUCCACGCCCUUUCCGAACCAAACUUUUUGGAAGUUCCACCUCAAGUUCCCGUAAAAAGGAAGUACCUGUUCACCUUUCAGGGCGAGAAGUUGGAGUCUCUGAGGAGCAGCUUACAGGAGGUCCCACCUCAGUCUUUCGAAGAGGAAAUCGAGGGGGAUCCGCCAGCCGACUACGACGAUCGCAUAAUCGGCACCUUAAAAGCGGUACAGGACAGCCACCUGGAUCAGGUGCUGGUCGAGUUCACCUGCAAAAACCCAAGGGCAAGCUUGCCAACAGAGUGGGCUCUCUGCGGAGAGCGGGAAGACAGGCUGGAAGUCCUCAAGGUUUCCACAUUUGCGCUGGUGAUUACCCCAGGGGAUGGACAGUUAGUGGCUUCAGCAGGCUGCAAUAUGCGGCUGUUUGAGGCCUUAGAAGUAGGGGCCAUCCCAGUCAUUUUGGGGGACCACUGCAAACUACCGUACCACCAGUUUAUACGCUGGAGUGAAGCAGCUAUUAUUGUGCCCAAGCCUCGUGUCACGGAGCUCCACUUCCUGCUACGCAGCCUGUCGGACAACGACAUGCUGGCCAUGAGGCGGCAAGGACGCUUUCUGUGGGAAACCUACUUCUCAACCUCAGAAAACGUUCUAAACACCAUUCUAGCCAGUAUCAGAACCACCGUUCAGGUUCCCGCUGCGCCCAUAAGGGACGAACCUGCUCAUGAGAUUCCUCACAAGGCAGGAAAGCUGGCAGGGACUGAUGCUAACUUGGCUGAUAACGGAGAUCUGGAUCUGGGUCCUGUAGAGACGGAACCACCCUAUGCAUCUCCUCGCUUUCUCCGCAACUUCACAUACACAGCCGCAGACACGUAUAGAGCAUGGAACCGGGCCCCGGGGCCUUUCCACCUGUUCCCCCACACUCCUCUGGACCCCGUGCUUCCCUCCGAAGCCAAGUUCCUCGGAUCUGGUACUGGUUUUAGACCUAUCGGCGGGGGAACGGGAGGCUCCGGGAAGGAGUUUCAGGCUGCUCUUGGUGGGAAUGUGCCGCGAGAGCAGUUCACCGUGGUCAUGCUGACGUAUGAAAGGGAAGAGGUGCUGAUGAACUCUCUGGAGAGGUUAAACGGACUGCCAUACCUUAACAAAGUGGUAGUGGUGUGGAAUUCACCCAAGCCUCCUUCCGAAGACCUGCUAUGGCCGGAUAUCGGCCUUCCAAUCGUGGUCGUUCGCACAGAAAAGAACAGCCUGAAUAACCGCUUCCUUCCGUGGGACGCCGUGGAAACCGAGGCCAUCCUGUCCAUCGAUGACGAUGCCCACCUUCGCCACGAUGAGAUCAUGUUUGGAUUUAGAGUGUGGCGUGAAGCCAGGGAUCGCAUCGUGGGUUUUCCUGGCAGGUACCACGCAUGGGACGUCAACCAUCAGUCCUGGCUUUACAACUCCAACUACUCCUGUGAGCUGUCCAUGGUGCUGACAGGAGCCGCCUUCUUCCACAAGUACUACGCCUACCUGUACUCGUACGUGAUGCCCCAGGCCAUCCGAGACAUGGUGGACGAGUACAUAAACUGUGAGGACAUCGCCAUGAACUUCCUGGUUUCUCACAUUACCCGCAAACCACCCAUCAAGGUGACCUCUCGUUGGACCUUCCGCUGCCCCGGCUGCCCUCAGGCCCUUUCACACGACGACUCGCAUUUCCACGAGCGCCACAAGUGCAUCAACUUCUUCGUCAAAGUCUACGGCUACAUGCCGCUCUUGUACACGCAGUUCCGCGUGGACUCUGUGCUGUUUAAGACUCGGCUACCCCACGACAAGACCAAGUGUUUCAAGUUCAUCUAGACACACAAAUGCAGCGUGGAUUCAAGAAGUAAAAAACGAUCAAUGGACGACUGAACUGCCAUGGAAAACCUUCAGGUUUUGGGAAAUUAAGAAGGACUACCUUCCAGUUAAUAAAGUGGAAGCUGCUUUUUCCUCCCUUUUCAAUCACCACUAGAUGUCAUUUGCACCUCUAACCUUUCUGCUGGCGGCAGAGACGCCAUCGGAUACAGAGAAUCGUACGGUUGGAAACUGUUGUACAUAAGAAGCACUGACAGUCAAAAGUAUUUUAUUGAACUCCUUCAUUUUUUUAAGUAAUGUUUAAAUGUGUACAUCUAUGUGGGGUUAACAUUUUCCAGAGCAUCCGUCUGUGGAAGGAAAUGGAUCACGUUUAGGACGAGUUUCACUGUCACCAUAUUGCCUCCGAUCCGCCAUAAAAACCAGCCGUCAUGACGUUCCACCAACAUGAUCUGCACUCUGUGAUGUGUUUGUAAAAAAUGGUUUUAGGGUCAUCGUUUUGACCAGAGCAACAGGAAAAACUGUAGGUUUUUGAUGUUUAACUAAGGCUUUAAUCAUGCAGAGAGAUGAGGAGACUGUAGAAUGCUGGGAAAAUACACGCUUGUUUUCUGAUGGAGAUCAAUAACUUUCUCAGUUGUUAAAUGAGAAGCCACAAGCACUUCUGGCACUCGCUGAUGCAUCGCGGAUCGUUUUAAGAGUCGGAUUAUUUCAAGGCUCCGACUCAGUUGCCAGGAAACCUGACGGUACUCCUGAGGACAGACUCGUAAAAAAAAAAAAAAAAAAAAAUUUAACAGAUUUGAGAUUUAAGCCCAUAUUCUGGUCUGUCAGAAGCAGAUUUUUUUUUAUUAUUCCCCCCAGAAAGUAGAAGAGUUUUAACAUAACUCACAACUAUUAUACAUCUUUAUAUAUUCUCAGCGCCACUUCUCCGUGUUGCCAUGUGAUUGAAUGUCUUCUUUGCCAAAAUGGUACGACGUUUGCAGCUUUCACAGCAUCGUUCGGAGGAUACUCGUAGACGGGGGGGGAUGCUGUCUGGUACAUCCACCACUGCAUGGUACUUAAUGUCAAACCACUGGAGCCCAACUCCUGUUAGCAAUCCAAAAUCCCACACUACAACUUCAAUUUCCCCUGCUUUUUUCUGUAACCGUGCUUUCAUGAAACCAAUUUACAAAUCGAAUUGUUUAUUUAUUGAAAACAUCAUUAAAGAUUGUUUUUUUUAACGGAUAAAUGAACAAAA